Messenger RNA from Exophiala bonariae, 555 nucleotides. RefSeq lists its product as uncharacterized. Gene Ontology annotation, cellular component: nucleolus. Bases 1 to 555 code for a protein of 184 amino acids. The record is from RefSeq and is a predicted model, not a curated record. Lineage: Eukaryota; Fungi; Ascomycota; Eurotiomycetes; Chaetothyriales; Herpotrichiellaceae. The transcript is spliced from 2 exons.
AUGGCCCCAGGCGACUACGCCUCGGUCGGGUCUGGAAAACUCAAGCUCAAAGGCGUCAAGGACGGCAAAGUGGACAAGAAAAAGAAGAAAUCCAAAUCCAAAUCCAACCCGUCUGCCACGUCUUCUGCCGCUCUGCCUAGAAACGAUGGUGAUGGUGAUGGGGAUGGAGAUGACAGGACCGAUGACGCCAACAGCUUUCAGGAUCGUUCGGUCAUGUUGAAGAAUCUACAGGAUGAGGAUGAAAAAGUUGCGGACGAUGAGCGGCGGCGGAGGCGGAGGCGGAAAGGGGGAGAAGGUGAAGAAGAUGAGGAGGAAAGCAAGGAACUUGUGUCUCGGAGGGAGCAAGAUGCCGGAGAGCAUCAGGAGCGAGAGAACGCUGGUGAGCAUGUCAAGACAGAAGCCGAGAGGAGAUAUGAAGAACAGCGGCGGAGGCGACUCGAGGAGCGUUUGAAGCGCGAAGGUGUCAAAACACACAAGGAGAGGGUCGAGGAGCUGAAUCGCUAUCUCAGCAGUCUCAGUGAGCAUCAUGACAUGCCGAGAAUUGGACCGGGAUAA